ACAAAAGUCAUCUCUUCAACUUCCUAGCGGGAAGCUGCUAUCGGGAAGUGUGAACAGGCUGCUGGAAUCGCUGAUAAAUACAGUCAAAGUCAUACGAAUCAAAGAAGAUGAAGCUGUCCCGAGCUGAAUAUAAGGAGAUUGUUAGAUGGACUGAUCAGCUGAGACCCACCCGUCAAUGUAUGAAGAUUCUGAAAGAAAGAUUUCCAAAUCACUCGCAGUCCACUCUUCUGAGCAUCUUCUCCCUGGAGUACCAGAAACGAAUCAAAAGAACAAUCUCAAGACACCAUGCACCAGAUGCUAUUGAAAGCCACUACCAAAGGUAUCUGAGUGAAGCCAAGGCACAUCCCACUGCCCCCGUCCUGCUGGAGUUGGCCAAUGAGGCGGAUCUGUCUCCGGCACUGAUGGCUCGUAUCAUCCUGGACAGGUUCCUUCAGGGCCUCGAGGGUGGAGUGCCCUCUAAAAUAGUCCUGAACAGCAUGCUUAAAGAGCCAUCCUUGAUUCCAGACCAAAUGUUGGCGAAUAACAUUUACCAGUGCACAAUAAAUGACUGCUGUUAUGGACCACUGGUAGACUGCAUCAAACACGCUAUUGGCCAAGAACAUGAGGUGCUGCUCUGUGAAAAACUAAAGGAGAGGAACCUUUCCUUUCUAGAUGAAAACCAACUAAGAGUUAUGGGCUACGAUAAAACACCUGAUAUCAUCCUGGAGGUUCCCAUUGCCGUCGAAGGACAUAUUGUUCACUGGAUUGAGAGCAAAGCCUCGUUCGGAGACGACCACAGUCAUCGCACCUAUCUCAACGAACAGUUUUGGAGCUACUGGAACAG
Messenger RNA from Gymnodraco acuticeps, 823 nucleotides. RefSeq names its product CDAN1 interacting nuclease 1 (gene cdin1). Gene Ontology annotation, cellular component: cytoplasm; nucleus. NCBI's taxonomy places the organism in Eukaryota, Metazoa, Chordata, Actinopteri, Perciformes, Bathydraconidae. Gene Ontology annotation, biological process: erythrocyte differentiation. The record is from RefSeq and is a predicted model, not a curated record.